UUUUAAAAGCAGAAAAUCCAAAAAGAUUACGCCUCCUUCCCUACCACACGUGUGGCAGAUAUCAGUGUGUGUUUUCUUUUCAUUUUUGUGAUGGCGUUUGACACCCUACAAAGUCUCCGAGGGCAUUUUAUUUUUGUGCAGCUCAAAGGGCAAAUUUUGGUGGCUUCCAAUUUCUAUUAUUGCAUCCGUAGUCUGCUGGCGCGCCAAAAGUAGAUUGAAACUGGUUAUUACUGAAAAUUAAGCAACCUUUUAUUAAGUUAAACCUGAUACUAGCAACCAUGAAAUGGAAAAGGGAAAAAUCCUUGUUUCAAUCAGGCCAUAGUUAAAACUUGGAAACUGAAGGCCGGCAGGCGAGACUCCUGCAUCGACUGAGUCGCUCACAAGUCACAUCCACGUUUUCAAUAUAUCUGAUGCCAAUUCCAAUCUAGCGUCCUCGACCAAAACAAGAUUGACCAUCACUUUCACAUGAACACACAUGUCACAUCCUUCCACAGGAAAGAAGCACGAACCUGACAGGGUGUGAGAUCUUCCACCAAUUCAUAACCUGAAAACAUAGCACAAACAGAGUACCAGAGACAGCAUGUACCACAAGGAAACAGUACGCCCACCCCGCAGCCGCAGGUAGACUGAGCUAGAAACACCGGCUAAGCACGGCGCAGACCUCAGAAAUUACUUAAGAGUGGCCGAGUCUUGGUGCCGUGCAAGCGUAGAGUCCACCAAUUCAUAAUCUGAAAACAUGGCUCAGAUAGAGACAACAUGUACGAGGAAACAACACGCCCACCCCGCAGGUAGACUGAACUAGAAACACCGGCAAGCACGGCGCAGAAAAGACCAAGCACUUGUAAAUUACCUAUAGUGACCGAGUCUUGGUGCCAGGCAAGUGGACUCACUUGCCCAUCAUGCUGGUCAAGGUCAUGCAUUCACAUCACACAAUAAAAUAACCUUGGUCUGCACAGGGUGCCAAUCAAAACCUGACACGGCGGGCAUCCUUACGAGCAGAAGCUUCCUCGUCAACUCUCCGAUGUGAUGUGCGAGCGACGUUCAACUGCUCAACAUAGAUAAAACUGCCGGCCUGAACGGUUCAACACCAGUUUUUUUCUCCCGUGACACAGGGCCCUGACAAAUGGAUGCAUGUGAGAAUUGUCAAAAGGACGUGAUAAGCACAUAAUAGAACCAUUACCAGAAGCAACAGCUUGGCCAACAACAAUGGCGCUGCCACUGCUCUUCCUCUUCUCCCUCUUGCUUCAAGCUCCCUUGCACGCACAGGCACUCCAAAACAUCACACUAGGAUCCACCCUGACCACUCAAGGCCCAAACGCCUCACGGAUUUCGCCCUCCGGUGAGUUCGCGUUCGGGCUCCGCCCCAGCGACGCCGACGCCUCUGUCUACCUCCUCGCCGUCUCGUUCGACAAGAUCACCUCCAAAACCGUUGUCUGGUACGCCAACACCAACACAACACUGCCAGUUGGCUCCCAACUGCAGCUCACGCCUGGUGGCGUGCUUUCGCUCCAGGACCCUGCCGGCACAGAGAUAUGGAACCCCCGGGUUACCAACGUUGACCAUGCCGCCAUGCUCGACACUGGCAAUUUCGUGCUCUAUGCCAAAGAUGGCUCCAUCAAAUGGCAGAGCUUUGAACACCCAACUGACACCAUCCUGCCCUCCCAGGAGCUGCCUAAAGGGUCCGUCCUGCAAAGCCGGCUCAUGGACAACGACUACUCAGCUGGAAGGUUCCAACUCAGCGUAGAGGGUGGCAACUUAAGGUUUUACACCUUGGCUGUUCCCUACACCGUGGUUGUUCCCUCCCUUUUCCGCUAUGAUCCUCCAUAUUUGGAUUCUUACACUGGUGGAAAUGGUUCAAGCCUCGUGUUCAACACGACUGGCAGCAUCUACUACACUACAAAUUCUGGCAGACAAAUCAAUAUUACAUCAGAAACACUUGACUCACCGGCAGACUUCUACCGGCGCGCCACACUUGAUGCAGAUGGGGUGUUCAGGCAAUACGUGUACCCCAAGAAGGCAGCUCAGACCAGUGGAUUGAAUACGGAGUGGAAAGUUAUGGACUUACUCCCAAGAAACUUCUGUCGGGUUGCCGCGGUACAGACUGGAAGUGGUGCCUGUGGGUUCAACAGCUAUUGCAGCUUCAACACAAACAAGAGUGUGGAAUGUGAGUGCCCACCAAACUACUCAUUCAUCGACAACGAGAGGAAGUACAAAGGUUGCAAGCAAGACUUCGCUCCACAUAGCUGUGACUUGGAUGAUACUGAAUCUAUUCAGCAAUUCAAGCUACUUCCAAUGAACAAUAUCAAUUGGCCUUCUGGCGACUAUGAGCGUUACAGCCCCAUUGGUGAGGAUUCUUGCCAAAGACUUUGCUUAACUGAUUGCUUUUGUGUUGCUGCGGUAUACUACAACAGUUCUUGCUGGAAAAAGAGGAGCCCCUUGUCCAACGGAAUGUUCGGUGACAUAGUGGGAUCAGUUUUUAUCAAGGUUCCCAGGACUAAUGUUCCUGGGUCCCAGUUGGGCAGUAACUCCAAUACAUGGAGAAAAGAGAAGAGGUAUUGGAUAAUAGGAAGUUCACUGCUCCUUGGAGGAUCUGCUCUUGUUAUUGUUUUCCUCAUCUCCAUUCUGUAUUUUGGAUCUUACCGUGUCAUUAGGCGAAAGAAGCCAGCCCAGAUACAAACAAUGAGUCCCGAGGCAUUGCCUCUUAGAGCAUUCACGUACAAGGAGAUUGAGAAGGUGACAGAUGGAUUUCGUGAAGAGCUGGGUAGCGGUGCAUCUGGUAUCGUAUACAAGGGCCAGUUGGAAGAUGAGUUUGGGACUGGCAUUGCAGUCAAGAAGAUUGACAAGAUGCUCCAAGAGAGUGAAAAGGAGUUCGCCAUUGAGGUUCAAACCAUCGGAAGGACCUUCCACAGAAACUUGGUACGGUUGCUCGGUUUCUGCGCUGAAGGAAAAGAGAGGCUUCUGGUGUACGAGUUGAUGACCAAUGGCUCACUUAAUGGAUUCCUUUUUUGUGGUACAAGCCCAACCUGGAACCUUCGCGUUCAAGUCGCACUUGGGGUGGCAAGAGGCCUGCUCUACUUACAUGAGGAAUGCAACACUCAAAUUAUCCAUUGUGACAUAAAGCCCCAAAACAUCCUUCUUGAUGAGAAUCUCGUGGCAAAGAUCUCAGACUUUGGCCUAGCAAAGUUGCUCAGGACAAAUCAGACACAGACGAACACUGGCAUCAGGGGAACUCGAGGGUACGUCGCGCCCGAGUGGUUCAAAAACAUAGGGAUCACAUCCAAGGUGGACAUUUAUAGUUUUGGGGUGAUCUUGCUGGAGAUUGUGUGUUGCAGACGGAAUGUGGAGCUAGAGACGGCUGAUGAGGAGCAAGCAAUACUGACAUAUUGGGCAAAUGACUGCUAUAGAAGUGGGAGGCUUGACUUGUUAAUCAAGGGUGAUGAGGAGGCAAUCUUCAAUAUAAAGAAGGUGGAACGCUUCGUGGCCGUGGCAUUAUGGUGUCUCCAGGAGGAGCCAACAAUGCGGCCAACCAUGCUGAAAGUGACACAGAUGCUUGAUGGAUCCGUCACAAUCCCCACACCUCCUGAUCCAUCUUCCUUCAUCAGUUCACUCCAAUAGUAGAGUGUGUUUUUAAAUGUAUAAGUUGCAGUGUGAAAUAAGAGUAUAUUGGACUACCGCAAAUGAUAAAUUUGAGUGAUGAUUCCUUUAAAUGUAAGUAAAUGGAAGCAGGAAUGUAAGUACUUGAUAAGAAAAAAUGUAUGCAUAUGUUACUAGGUUCCAAAAAUAAAUGUAGAUUUCUGUAAUGUUCGUAUACUUUUUAUGUUCAGUACCACAGUGAAGCCAUGAAUGUACUGCUUUGUGAAUCAGUGUGCAUAUUUUGGUAUAUUGCUUAGCAUUAAAUCAUCAAACUGGAAGAUGCAAGGAAACAGUGAGGUGCGGUGCAGGCUGGUUAGGAACCAUCGGGUAAGAACAAUGAUUUAAGGUCCCUUCGGGGACAUCAGCUAAAAUUGAAACGAUAUAGAGAACAAUGAUUUAAGCGUUCACGACUGAAAUGCUAGUGAUGUCGAAAUAUUUAAGAAAUACUUCUAUCCCAUUUGUUACAACUAGCAGCAGGACUCCCAUGUUGCUUUACGAGCGACCGACAUGGGAGUAACCCUAGCAUAUAUCCCAUUUAGAUUUUCACAUUAGCAUUAUCCAGUGUUUUAUGUCACUGGAAAUUUGGCAACUGCGUCUAUACUUUUUAGUGUAACAGUGGGUAUUAACAAUGAGAAUUGGACUCUACUGAAUGCAAGCAUUACAACAGAAAGAACACAAGACGUUCUCGAUCUUUGUUGAUCAUGAGAUCUAGUAUGGAGAGUCCGGAGCUUUAUGUGCUAUUCCUUAUUCAAUACUACACUUUCCCUCUUGAACUGCGAAAUCAAAGUCAGGUGCAACAUGCUUACAAAUAUGUCCUGAAUAAGGAAUAAAAACAAAUCAAAGACCCUGCAUUAGAACGGAUUCUAGCUAAAACAAUUAAAUAGUAGAUUACGCAUCAAAUCCAUUUUUUAAUUAAAAAUAUACCAUAUUUAGCUUAGCAUAAUAAUAUGGCUCCUCGUGUAUACCAAAUAUUAACAUCCCAAUUGAAAUGAGACAUCGUAAACCACAUAAAUUUGCAGAUGCUAAUGAGAAUAAAUGCAAUAAGUAGUCCGUUUGUUAGGUGUGAGACAAUGCAUCUUCUUGUGUUUUCUGAAAGGUGACUCGAAUGAUGCUUCCAUGGAAUUUUACCUUCCACCAGUGACGUAAUAUUUUUUUUUUGACGGGCGGUGAUGUAAAUUUGCCGUGUCUGUUGUUAGUUUAGAUUAUGGUGGUGCGAUCUCAGCAACUGCAGUAAUUGGGCCAACAACAUCUAUAAAUUCACAUAUAAAAAUACUAAUUCAGUUCAUGUUUCUACACGUUGCUAUAGUGUUCUUAUUAUUCAUGAAUAUGCGCAGCACUCUGUGUUUUGCUCACCUCACAACAUAGUGUUUUGCUCCAUUCCACUGCGAGCAGUGAGAAGGGGAAUGCAUUGUAGCAAACAUGAAAAAGUUUUCUGGUUGGGGUGUUACCUCUAUCGAUGUACUCUGAAGCAGAUCCUCUGUGAGAAUGAU
Aegilops tauschii subsp. strangulata is the source of this 5123-nucleotide messenger RNA. Its product is annotated as G-type lectin S-receptor-like serine/threonine-protein kinase LECRK2. The record is from RefSeq and is a predicted model, not a curated record. Gene Ontology annotation, biological process: protein phosphorylation. Gene Ontology annotation, molecular function: ATP binding; protein serine/threonine kinase activity. Lineage: Eukaryota; Viridiplantae; Streptophyta; Magnoliopsida; Poales; Poaceae.